CGUACCGUGUUCGCGCUUCCGGCUCAACCGCCCAGAGAUUUGGUGUGUCUCAGCCUUGCUGUGAAUGCUACCCUGCCUACUGCCUACCAGGUUAAGUUGCUCCGUACGGAUCCGUACGAGGGAUCCAACCAAGGAUAUUCGUCAGCUGCCGACUUUCUCACAAGUUGACGUUGGCUGACUUUGGGCUCGCCUCCUUUUGCCAACAUCAUUCAAGUCCUUGUUACAAGAGCUCAGGUUAGAUGAUUUCGAUACCUACCCUACAGCAGGCUAUCUUCCGGCGAUCGACGCCAAACCCGCAUCUCCAUGCAGCGGCCAGGGACCCCUAAUAACCCCGGUCGACGCCUUCCGAACUCUUCGCCCGCCCAUAAUCACAAUCUCAGCGAUGGCUCCGCGUACCAGACGGCCCUGAGGGGCGCCUCCCUUGCCUUCCAGAGGACUGGCCCAUCGCCAAGUGCAAGUCCCAAUGCACUUGCGAAUGCUUCCAAGAACAAUGGCGCAUUGCUCGCAGCUACCCGGAUAAGCCGUCAGGCGACCGGCAACAGCGUGUAUGAUGGAAGCCACAGCCAUGCUCAUGGCACGCCAAUUGAUCAUGGCUCUGUCAGCCAACGGCUCGUCCAGCUCCAGCCUGGGAGUCCGCAAGACAACAACGCUUUGCUUAAACCGCUCGGCCGGCCUAAUAUGAAUAUGGCAAACGACCCUCGGACAACCUCGUUCAUAGCUGCGACUCUUGCGGCCAGUCGUUCUGCAAGUCCGAGUCCGAGUCAGCUGCCACAUGUGCACCUAUACGGCCAGCAGAAGGCCACGAAACCGAGACGGAAGAACAGCGCCGCAAGCUCGGUGACGAGCCUGGAUUUGGCAACAGACACGAGGCCCAUUCCGCCGACGAAUGCUCUGAUCUCCAUGUUCGAGAAGAGUCCCGACGCCAAUCGCAGCAGCAACACUAAAGAUCCUGUCAAAAAGGCGCCCAAGCUAUUGCGACCUUUCACCCCGCCUAGAGCUACAAGUCCCAGGAAACCAGAAUCAUCUCCCUCGAGAUUGACGAACGCGGUAUUUUGCGAGCAAACGGCAUCACCCUCAGCAUCUGCCUUGGAUCUCAAGAAGGAUGCAUCGCAGCAGAGCCGUGCCGUGAAUCCGGAGUCAAAGAAGAGGCCGCCCGCACCGCCAACGGCCACGGGGCCACGGGUAGAGACAAGCUCAACAGUAGAGCCUAUGAAGAUUACAGGGAAGAAAGUACUUAAAUCUCGUGCUAUCACGCCGCCUCGACCCAUUAGCACAUCAUCCACAGUCAUCCUUUCGCCGCAGCCUCGGAGGGCAGCAUCGCAUAAGAUGGUACGGCCCCAGGCGUUGCCGGAGAAGAGUACUGAAAGGCCACGCGAAAAGCCGCCGCCCCCAGCACUCAAGCCGAAACCAAGAUCAAGGCCUCAAUCCAUGCAUGAGCCGCAGAAGCCGUUCAUAGCAUCCCCGGCUGAAUCGAAAGCAGCACCUCGGGAGCAAUCACGCAGGCCGUCGACUGCAUCUUCUGUUGACACUUUCGUAUCUGCAUCCUCAGUACAGACUGUACAUCACUCCCCUGAAAGAGGCCGCUCACCUCCUAAACCAACCCCAGCGUCACCUCCUAAGCUACCCCGUAGGACACGGCCAACUUCAGCGCAAAGCAUGCCUCCUGAGCAGAACCCAAUGCGAAGAAACCCUGUACCGCCACCACCGCGUCGUGCGGCGCACCGCGCCUCCAACUUGGAGCUGAAAUCAUUGACUGCUGCGACUAUGGCCGGUAUCCUUGCGUCUUCUCGCGCUCCACCAUCCAACAGCGUCUCGUCAUCCCCAAGGCCUCCUUCUCUUCCACCACCUAGGAAGCGUACACCACACAUGCGCCAAACGCUGAGAAAACCGCCCUCGAGCUCGGAUGACGAGGAAAGUAAGUGGAAGGCACGCCACAAGACCAAACCGCUUCAGAGCAAAAAGAAGCAUACCCACCACGAGGGCUCGCGUCGGCGCUGGCGCGAGGAGAUCACACCCAGGGAGAGAAAACGCUAUGAGGGCCUUUGGGCGAGCAAUCGAGGAUAUCUCCUAACUGCCGAGAUGGAUGCUUCAGGCAUGGGCGAAACGCCACCCCGGACUACUCCCAGUCCGGGGACAAGCGAUGGUGAUGUUGUUGUCAAUGUCGUUGUAAGGGACAUAUGGUCACGAAGCAGACUGCCUAUGGACGAGCUGAUGGAGGUUUGGGACCUGGUAGAUCGGACCGGAAGAGGUUCUCUGGACAAGACCGAGUUCGUCGUCGGCAUGUGGCUUAUUGAUCAGAGACUUCGCGGAAGGAAAAUACCUGCCAAGGUCAUGGAUAGCGUAUGGGCGAGUGCUAGGGGAGUCUCGGUGAAGGGCCCGCCAAAAGAAAAGAAUAAGGUCAAGCAUAGGCAUUGAAGGCUCGUUUGACUGAGCAGUGUCAGAGGCAGGAAUGAGAAGUUUUUAGCGAUUACGUUAUGUAUGGAGGAGGAAAUACCAUCGGAUGAACGGUCAUCCGGAUCAGUGUUUGCAAAGAUACCAAUUGAAUCAUUUUUGCUCUUGA
This is a messenger RNA of Truncatella angustata, 2560 nucleotides long. RefSeq lists its product as uncharacterized. The record is from RefSeq and is a predicted model, not a curated record. The transcript has a single exon. NCBI's taxonomy places the organism in Eukaryota, Fungi, Ascomycota, Sordariomycetes, Amphisphaeriales, Sporocadaceae. Gene Ontology annotation, molecular function: calcium ion binding; protein binding. Bases 304 to 2415 code for a protein of 703 amino acids.